Molecule: messenger RNA, 3252 nt
Organism: Thamnophis sirtalis
Lineage: Eukaryota; Metazoa; Chordata; Lepidosauria; Squamata; Natricidae
Source: RefSeq, a predicted model, not a curated record
CCACUCGACGGGGCUCUCGCUUUUCAGAGCAUUGCUUUCGGCCUCGGAGCGCCCUCCGAGCAGUCCUGCGCCUUUCCAAAUCAGCCUGGACCUUCCGACGGAGACGGGUAAUCGAUCCGCGGGCGCCAAGGGGGAUUCCGCCGCUCGGAGAAACUUCUUCCCGCGUGGACUGAAGGAGCGGGUUCCCUUUUCGGCUGGAACCACUUCGGCUGCCUCCUUCGCGAAGGAGGAAGCGGGCUCAGGCAUUUCUCUUUUGGACACGGGCUCUUCCCGCCAGCCCCCUGCUUCCGGUCCUGAGGGGAGUCGUGUGGACGGUUUGAGCAUCUUUCUCCUCUCCGACUUCCUUCGAAGGUGACUGCUGAGCUGUGAAUUAUGGCACCCUUUUUACGAAUAUCAUUCAACUCUUUUGAGUUAGGACAAGUCCAGAAUCAGGGAGAGCAAUUACUGCCUUUCUGCGCAAUAAAAAUGAAAGAGGCUUUGACUACAGAGAGAGGAAAAACUUUGAUUCAGAAGAAGCCCACUAUGUAUCCCGAUUGGAAAACUUCUUUUGAUGCCCACAUCUAUGAAGGACGUGUGAUUCAGAUUGUCCUCAUGAAGGCUGCAGAAGAACCAUUGUCUGAAGUGACUGUAGGCGUAUCAGUUUUAGCUGAAAAAUGUAAAAAAGGCAAUGGAAAAGCAGAAUUUUGGGUGCGUAUUAAUUUAUGAGAUCAAUUAUUUUUGUCAUUAUUUACCUNAAGAAAUCUAAAUUUCUUUCAAAAUGAAGGAACUGUGACUAUAAAUAGAAGAGGAGCAAUCAAACAAGCAAAGAUCCACUAUAUUAAAAAUCAUGAGUUCAUUGCCACUUUUUUUGGACAACCUACAUUUUGCUCUGUCUGCAAAGAUUUUGUUUGGGGACUAAAUAAGCAAGGAUACAAAUGUAGACAAUGUAAUGCUGCUAUUCACAAAAAGUGCAUUGAUAAAAUCAUUGGGAGAUGUACUGGAACUGCAACAAACAGUAGAGACACAAUGUUUCAGAAGGAGCGCUUUCAUAUUGAUAUGCCUCACAGGUUCAAAGUUUAUAAUUAUAUGAGCCCUACUUUCUGCGACCAUUGCGGAAGUCUUCUCUGGGGACUAGUAAAACAAGGAUUAAAAUGUGAAGAGUGUGGAAUGAAUGUGCACCAUAAAUGUCAAAAGAAAGUAGCAAAUCUAUGUGGAAUCAAUCAGAAAUUAUUGGCAGAAGCUUUAAAUCAAGUUAGUCAGAAAUCUACCAGAAAAUCUGAUUCAGGGUCAGUAGAAAGUGUUGGAAUUUAUCAGGAUUUUGACAAGAAGCCUAAAGGUUUUCGUGCAGAUAUGCCAGGUAAAAAGAAACUGUAUCUUUUCAUUCUGAAUAGCUCCUUCUUGUUUUAUGGUGCUGAAAUAGUGUGUGGUUUGCAGUUUCUUCACAGUAAAGGCAUUAUUUAUAGGGAUCUCAAAUUAGACAAUGUGAUGCUUGAUAAAGAAGGCCAUAUUAAAAUAGCUGACUUUGGGAUGUGUAAAGAAAAUGUAUUUGGAGAAAACAAGGCAACAACAUUCUGUGGUACUCCAGAUUAUAUAGCCCCUGAACUAUUUGAAAGAGAUUCAACAAAGAGAUUGGGAAUAACUGGAAACAUCAGAGAUCACCAUUUUUUCAAAGCAAUUAAUUGGACAACACUGGAAAAGAGAGAGAUGGAACCUCCUUUCAAACCAAAAGUGAAAUCAGCAAGUGACUAUAACAACUUUGACAGAGAAUUUUUGAGUGAGAAACCUCGAUUAUCCCACAGCGACAAAAACCUAAUAGAUUCUAUGGAUCAGUCUGCAUUUGCUGGUUUUUCAUUUAUCAACCCCAAAUUUGAGCAAAUUCUGGAGAAAUAAUUAAGUAAUCGAAUUCUGGGGAACAGCCCUAAUGAAAGCUUUCCAGCUCUUCAUAUGGAAUGUGACUGAAAGACAUUCACCUCGUUGUGACCAACUGUGUAGUGAUUAAUGCUUCUGCUAAUUCUUUAGCAACUGGCAGAAACCUUGUCUUGUAAAACUGAAGUAUCCUUGUGAAUUAUGUGCAUAUGAUUUUCUUUGCAACCGGGAAAGUGUAGAUGUAUGUGUGUUAUUAUUUGAAUGUAGUUAUUUCUUUGGACAAUGUGUGUUGCAGGUGUGCUUUAUUUUGCUUAAGAGGGGAGAUAUUGAUUAUGAAGAUACAGUUUAAAUACAGUGACAUAUUAACACAUUAACACAUUAAUUCUCAUCAAGCAAAAUGGCAUGACAAUCUAUUCAAUUAAAUCUGGGUUUCAAAUAUUGGUAUUUUUAAUAAAUGCCAUCGGUUAAUACUGCUUCCUGUAACAUGUAUCCUUCCUUAAAAUUUUAUUUUCUUUUAGUUCCUGGAUAAAAAUAUUAAAAUCAUGAGAUAGAAGAAUUUCUAAAUGCCCUUUUCUACUUUGCUUCCACAAUAUAUAAUUGUGUUCAUUGAUUAGAAUAAAGUGUUUGGUGGCACCUUAAAAAUACACACCUGCCAUUGUGUAUUAUCCACACUCUGGAUAACCAAGAGUACACCAAAGUAUACAUACUUGAUAAUUUUAAUGCUUUGCAAGACUAAACUUGCAUGUACAAUCUAAAAUUCACAUGAUGGAAGAAAUCCUAUAAAACAGUCGAAGUUACUUCUGAGUAAACAAAUAUAUGCACCCUUUUCCAAAGAUACAGAAUGAAGAUAAUGGGGCAAAGAAAAUAAGCUUGGCAAAUGCACCUUGAGUUGAUUUGAGAACAAUUGAAGUAUUAUUUUGAUUUUGGAAGAAAAGAAAUGAGCAACCCCAAAGCAUACAAGUGAGUUUUGCAGGUGCAUUUUAGCAACAAAAAAUGGAAAUAAAUAUAUUAAGCUUCUGAGAGGCAAAAUGUAUAUUUCUUGGAAACACCUUACAGUAUGCAGAGACUGAACAAGUUUAGAUUCAUGAAUACUUUGAUGUCAUUGGACAUGAUCUAUAGAUAGCACCUACCAAUUGUCCAUUAGGUUGUCCAUUAGUGUAGGCCAAUAUAAGUUGCGUCAUCAUUUAAGAACUUUUGGUGAAAUUGUUAUCUGGUUUCUAUAGGAAUAUUUAAAUGUGCAGUUUGUUAUGAGAAGGCUAUUUUUUACUUUAUAACAAAAUAUUUUUAAUAGAGACAAUGGUAACGUAUAGAACAGUUGAAACUUGAAGACUGAGAAUUUUCUUAUUCUUGAAAGACUUGAUGACACUUAAAAUGUAAAUAAAUAUGUUCUGUUGUUCUCCCACUUCA